AAGACUAUCCAUUAUGACAUGUAUGCUAUACUCUGUGGGCUCCUGUCAGAAUAUGAAUCUAUUCAGAAUAAAAUAAAAAAUGGUUAUCUUUUUAAGGAUCAUCUGGAUAAAGCAAUUGAGCUGAAACCUGAAGAUCCUCUGUCUUAUUACUUGCUGGGCCGCUGGUGUUAUGCUGUGUCACAAUGUACGUGGAUAGAGAGGAAAAUCGCUGCUACUUUGUUUGGAGAGCCACCCAGUGCCACAGUCCAGGAUGCCCUGCAGAACUUCCUCAAGGUAGAAGAGAUCAGUCCCAAGUAUUCAAAAUUCAACUAUGUGUUUUUAGCCAAGUGUUACAAAGACUUGGGUCAGAGGAGUCAAGCCCAACAGAUGUGUGACGCUGCCUCUGCAAUGAACAUUCAGACUAAAGAGGAUGAGGAGGCACAGAAGGAAUUGGACUCUUUUGUUGCAUCACUUUAACAAGUCUCCAACAAAAGCUGUCUGUCUUUGUGUUCCGUCUCUUUGAACUCGACUGUGACUGCACUGUAGCUGUUUACACACAAACCAACAUAUGAGCUACUAAUGUUGGCCAGGCCACGUUAUUCCUCUAAAAAAGGGGAGACCAGCAGCAAUAUAUUGUUUAUUUUUAGUUUAUGCACAAAAUACUGUAAGUUUCUAUUGAAUUUUUUUGU
Molecule: messenger RNA, 668 nt
Organism: Sinocyclocheilus rhinocerous
Lineage: Eukaryota; Metazoa; Chordata; Actinopteri; Cypriniformes; Cyprinidae
Product: regulator of microtubule dynamics protein 2-like
Exons: 7
Coding region: 19-456 (145 amino acids)
Cellular component (GO): cytoplasm; spindle microtubule; mitotic spindle pole
Molecular function (GO): microtubule binding
Source: RefSeq, a predicted model, not a curated record